AUGAAUGCAAAUUUGGAUUCGGAUUUCAUUACUAUUAUCAACUGUUUGUCACAAAUAUUUGAAUCCAAUGAAAACAACAGAAUUCUUUUGAUCAAAGAAAUCGGAAUUUCUCUCAGAAAAUUUUGCCAACUUGAAUUACUUUUGACAAAAAGUGACAUCAGAUAUCUCAUUUCUCUUAAGAAUUCUGACACUUUACAUGAUCAAAUCAACACAGAGAUUGUCAAGCAGUUUGAACGUAAUAAAGCAAAGAGAAGUGAUGUUUCUGUUUUCCAGAAAAGACCAGGAUUUUCUGACAAUUUUUAUCCAGAAAAUUUCUAUUAUUUGUGUGAUAAUUACACAUUUAUUCAUUCCCCUGAUAAGAACAAUUACACGUUCAUUGACUGUCCAGGAUGUGUCCAUUCUGCUUAUUUCACAAUGAUUUUUGAUAUGGUUUAUCCAAACAUGAAAUUAAAGAUUUAUCAAAACAAAAUAGUCAUUGAAGACCAAAAGAUGCGAAACAUGAUUGAAAAAACAGUUAAAGACAUUGCCUCCAUCAUGCCAUUUGUUGGUGAAACAUUGUUUGCUAUCGAAAUCAUGAAUAACAUCAGUUUGGAAUUGAUUUCAAUUGGCGAUCAGUUUUUCACAAGACUUCUUGAAACAAAUUCACUUUUCUUCUACAAAUUUGAUAAGCAUGCGAUCUAG
Messenger RNA from Trichomonas vaginalis G3, 681 nucleotides. Its product is annotated as protein polyubiquitination. The record is from RefSeq and is a predicted model, not a curated record. The transcript has a single exon. The coding region runs from base 1 to 681 and encodes 226 amino acids. NCBI's taxonomy places the organism in Eukaryota, Parabasalia, Trichomonadida, Trichomonadidae.